ACUACUCUAGGUAUAUUUUAAUUUUGUGAAUUCUAUUUUGCAUUAAACUAUUGAUUCUGUAGGUGUCAACAUAUUUUAGAUUCUUGGUGUUUUGUUUGUUUCUAAACGCAAAUAAUAUCUUAAUCAUACAUUCAUACUAAUUAAUGCAUUUGAUAUAGUGUUAGUCCCGAUACAUGAAUUUUAUUUAUAUCUAUCAUACUAAUGAAAGGCCAGUUUGAUGAAUCAAGGGUAAUUUAGACUACUUAGAAUAUUAGCAAACGAGCGUAAUUUCUAUCUUUUGGAUCAGUUUUCAUCCUUGCUGGUGACACAAUACUAAAAAAAUAAGCGUUACUUGUAAUUCUUUGGUAUUUCAUGCUAUAGGUAAAUAUAUCAAUCUAUCUACUUUAAAUAAUAAAUAUAUAGUUUUCUCCCUGCAUGCUAAAUACUAACAUUAUGCAUGCAUACAUCGCAUAUAACAUUUUACAAAUAUAUAUAUAUAUAUAUAUAGAGCUGUCUACAGGAGAAAAAUGCCAAAAUCAAUUAGCUGGGAACAGAAAAGAAAAACUUUUUAGCAUCUGCAACAAGAUUUAGGUGAGUGUUUGUCUACAUGCUCCGGGAGGAGGAGAGAGAGAGAGGAGGGAAUCUGAAGUGUAUAUUGAUCUAGGGUUUCUCAUAGACAAAGACCAAAUCUCCAUGCUUUGAACCAAGCACAAUUCAUCUUGUCUUUUAUCUCUUUCAUCUCAAACCAAAGUAUUGAUCUAUCCACUUCUUCCAAAACCUAUAUCCAAAGUCUAAAGGCUCCAUAUCUCCGCCCCUUUACAAAGAAAAUGAUCCCAAGUAUGGAUGGAAGCGGGAAGACUACUGACAGGGAGGAAGAGGAGGAGGAGGAGGAGGAGGAGGAAGAAGAAGAAGAAGACGGUGAAGGAGAAGGAGAAGGAGAAGGAGAAGAGAGUAAGGUUUCAAGCAAUACUACAGUAGAAGCUGAGGUUGGUAAGAAGACGAAGGUGAGGCCUUAUGUGAGAUCUAAAGUCCCUCGACUCCGGUGGACUCCUGAUCUUCAUCUCCGCUUUGUCCGUGCUGUCGAAAGACUUGGAGGUCAAGAAAGAGCAACUCCAAAAUUGGUCCGACAGAUGAUGAAUAUCAAAGGGCUCAGUAUUGCUCAUGUCAAGAGCCAUCUACAGAUGUACCGGAGCAAGAAGAUGGAUGAUCAAGGGCAAGCCAUAGGUGAUAACAGACAUUUCAUCGAGAGUUCCACAGAUCGGAAUAUUUAUAAAUUAAGUCAGCUACCGAUGUUCCGAGGCUAUAACACUAAUCAUAGCCACGAUUCUCCAUUCAGAUAUGGAAGUAGAUUUUCAAAUGCUUCAUUGUGGAACUCUAGCUCCCAUGAGACAAACCGGAGUUUAAUAGAUAGAACCUGUUUAAUUCGCGGCUCGUCGGUUAGCAAUAACAUCCAUGGAAGUGAAUAUUGGACUAACAACAGGUCUUUCCCAAACACCUACUCUUCUUCAGUUUCUAAUCACUUACCAAAGCUAAGACACAACCAUCAAGAACGGACAAAUUUAGCCACAUUCAACAGCAUUCAAGGACAUUCAAGAACGUUUGAGAAGUUCGAGACCGGUAUUGAAGAGAGGACCAACCAUGUUUAUUGCAACAAGACAACGGGCAAAAGAAACGCAAGUACCAGCCUCGAUCUUGAUCUCUCUCUUAAGGUAAGAGUACCCGAGGAGACAACUUUGGAAGAGACAGAAACAGCAACAACAACGGAUCAAACGUUGUCGUUGUCGUUAUGUUCAUGGAAAAAGAGCCGAGUGAUCAAGACGGAUGAAGAGGAUCGGACGGUUAAGAUUGGACAGGCAAGUACUCUGGAUCUGACUCUAUGAAUUAUAGGUAAGAAUGAGACAAAUUCUAAGUGAGAUCCUGAGGUACUUAUCCAAUAAUAUCUUAAUAUCAGUGCCUUUAUUGUUAAGUAUUUAUGUACUUUAUUUAAUAUUAUUAGAAAGGAAACAAAAAGGUCUGAAUAUAUAAACAUUUUGAGUUUGUUUGAUACCACCAAUUUGUAUCAUCACAUAUAUAUUAAAAAAAAUGUUACUAGCUG
Molecule: messenger RNA, 2074 nt
Organism: Brassica napus (rape)
Lineage: Eukaryota; Viridiplantae; Streptophyta; Magnoliopsida; Brassicales; Brassicaceae
Product: myb family transcription factor PHL8-like
Exons: 5
Coding region: 807-1859 (350 amino acids)
Molecular function (GO): DNA-binding transcription factor activity; DNA binding
Source: RefSeq, a predicted model, not a curated record